CAUAAACCCACAUAUUAAACAUCUAGCUAGAGAAAGAGACACCUUUUAGUAAGGGAGUUUGAAGUUUCAACAUGGCGAAGUACGAGCAGUUCAGAGGCCAACCGAGACUCCCCAAAUUCGCAAUCCCCAAACGUUAUGAUCUCUAUCUCAAACCAGACCUCAUCACCUGCAAAUUCAACGGCACCGUUCAAAUCUCCGUUGACGUUGUCGCCGAAACUAAAUUCAUCGUCCUCAAUGCCGCCGACCUCGCCGUUGACCGCGCCUCUGUCCGAUUCAAAUCCUCAAACGGUUCCAAGGUAUUGGAGGCUUUGGAGGUUGAAAUGUUUGCACAAGAUGAGAUUAUGGUGGCGGAGUUUGCUGAGAAUCUUCCACAUGGAGUUGGGGUUUUGAGUAUUGCUUUUGAAGGAACCCUAAGUGAAAAAAUGAAAGGCUUCUACAGAAGCACUUAUGAGCAUAAUGGGGAGAAGAAGAACAUGGCAGUGACACAGUUUGAACCAGCCGAUGGCAGACGCUGCUUUCCGUGCUGGGAUGAACCUGCUUGUAAGGCCACAUUCAAGGUCACACUGGAGGUGCCAUCUGAUUUAGUAGCCCUUUCCAACAUGCCAGUCACAGAAGAAAAGGUGGAUGGCAAUCUCAAGACAGUUUACUAUCAGGAAUCACCAAUCAUGUCUACAUAUUUGGUUGCUGUUGUCAUUGGUUUAUUUGAUUAUGUGGAAGAUCAUACAUCUGAUGGGAUUCCAGUUCGGGUAUACUGCCAGGUUGGCAAGGCAAAACAAGGGAAGUUCGCUUUAGAUGUUGCUGUCAAGACGCUUGAUUUAUACAAAGAAUACUUUGCUUUUCCAUAUUCGUUACCCAAAUUGGAUAUGAUUGCAAUCCCUGAUUUUGCCGCUGGGGCCAUGGAGAAUUAUGGUCUAGUUACAUACCGUGAGACAGCUUUGCUCUAUGAUGAUAAACACUCUGCUGCUGCUAACAAGCAAGGCGUUGCAAAUGUGAUAGCCCAUGAACUUGCACACCAGUGGUUUGGCAACCUUGUGACAAUGGAAUGGUGGACGCAUCUAUGGCUGAAUGAGGGAUUUGCAACAUGGGUAAGCUAUUUAGCUACUGAUAGCUUGUUCCCAGAAUGGAAAAUAUGGACUCAGUUUCUUGAGGAAUGUAAUCAUGGUCUUCGGUUGGACGGGCUUGAAGAAUCACAUCCAAUUGAGGUCGAGAUAAAUCAUGCUGGUGAGAUUGAUGAAAUAUUUGAUUCGAUUAGCUACAGAAAAGGUGCAUCUCUGAUCCAGAUGUUGCAAAGCUAUCUUGGUCCUGAACCUUUUCAGAGGGCACUUGCUUCAUACAUAAAAAAAUAUGCUUGCUCAAAUGCAAAGACAGAAGACUUAUGGACCGUCCUUGAGGAAGAAUCUGGUGAACCUGUGAACAAGCUAAUGAAUUCAUGGACCAAGCAAAAAGGCUACCCAGUUGUCUCUGUUAAAGUCAAAGCACAACACUUGGAGUUUGAGCAGUCGCAAUUUUUGUCGAGUGGUUCGCAUGGGGAUGGGCAAUGGAUCGUUCCAAUAACCUUAUGUUGUGGCUCAUAUGAUAUUCGCAAGAAUUUUCUAUUGCAAGAAAAAUCUGGAAGUGUUGAUAUAGAGGAAUGUGCUUGGAUAAAAAUUAAUGUAAACCAGACAGGUUUCUACAGGGUGAAAUAUGAUGAGGACCUGGCAGGCAGGCUGAGACAUGCAAUAGAGAGCAAGUGCUUGUCUGCAACAGAUAGAUAUGGCAUUUUGGAUGAUUCUUUUGCCUUGAGCAUGGCUUGCCAACAGUCUUUGUCCUCUUUGCUCACCUUGAUGAGCGCUUACAGGGAGGAACUGGAUUAUACUGUUCUGUCUAAUUUGAUUGAUAUAAGUUCUAAAGUUGCAAGAAUUGCAGCCGAUGCCACACCUGAAUUGUUGGAUAACAUUAAACAAUUUUUCAUUAGCCUUUUCCAGAAUUCUGCGGAAAAACUUGGCUGGGAUCCUAAACAUGGUGAGAGCCAUUUAGACGCCAUGUUGAGAGGGGAGUUAUUGGUUGCUCUGGUUGAGUUUGGACAUGAUGUUACACAAAAUGAAGCGAUUAGGCGUUUUAAUGCAUUCUUGGAUGACAGAAAUUCACCUCUUCUACCUCCUGAUUUGAGAAGGGCAGCAUAUGUGGCAGUCAUGCAAAAAGUCAGUACAUCGGAUAGAUCGGGUUUUGAAUCUCUUUUGAGAGUUUACAGAGAGACUGACCUAAGCCAGGAAAAAACUCGAAUUUUAGGUUCGUUAGCAUCUUGUCCGGAUCCAGAUAUUAUUCUUGAAGUUCUCAACUUUAUGCUGUCUUAUGAGGUUCGAAGCCAAGAUGCUAUUUUUGGACUUAGUGUUAGUUGGGAAGGACGUGAUACAACUUGGAGGUGGCUGAAGGAAAAUUGGGAUCACAUCUCAAAAACAUAUGGAUCUGGAUUUCUAAUAACCCAAUUUGUCAGCGCAAUUGUCUCACCGUUUUCUUCCUAUGAAAAGGUGAAAGAAGUGGAGGAGUUUUUUGCAAGCCGUACUAAUCCAUCAAUUGCUAGGACUUUGAAGCAAAGCAUUGAGCGGGUUCACAUUAACGCGAAUUGGGUUCAGAGCAUUCAGAAUGAGAAACAUAUUGCCGAGGUUGUACAAGAAUUGGCAUACAGGAAGUAUUAGCCUCACUUCGGUCUUGGAAGAAAGUUCUUGAAGUGAAUUUUCGGUACUCGAUCUUUCACACAAGACCAACUUAUGAGGAGUAUUAACAACCAACAUUCCUAAAGAAAUAUAGUUUUGAGUUAGAAUAUUUUCUACAGUAGAUUGGUGGAUUAUGGUAUUACCUUUGUUUUAUUUCCUCUUCUGGUUGGUUCUUCUCAGAUGUUUGAGGUCAGUUCCUAAGUUUGGUGCUUGAGCAUUCAUAGCAUUCUUGAAUGAGCCACAAUAUUUGUGUUUUCUGAACCACAUGAUAUAUUUUUUUUCCUUUUUGUACUGAAAGAUCUUCUUGCACGUUUUUCGGGACAGGCCCGUGUCAAUAGAAGAAUUAGCAGUCGUUCUUCUAUCAACAGAAAUUUCAGAGUUUUUGUCCCUCUCUUGUAACUCGAAUCUGCACCUGGUCUUUAAUAAUGAGCAGAUAUGGCAUCUAAGCUGGGCUUUGCACUUCA
Molecule: messenger RNA, 3157 nt
Organism: Cornus florida
Lineage: Eukaryota; Viridiplantae; Streptophyta; Magnoliopsida; Cornales; Cornaceae
Product: aminopeptidase M1-like
Exons: 19
Coding region: 72-2675 (867 amino acids)
Biological process (GO): proteolysis; peptide catabolic process
Cellular component (GO): cytoplasm
Molecular function (GO): metalloaminopeptidase activity; peptide binding; zinc ion binding
Source: RefSeq, a predicted model, not a curated record